Molecule: messenger RNA, 1610 nt
Organism: Schistocerca piceifrons (Central American locust)
Lineage: Eukaryota; Metazoa; Arthropoda; Insecta; Orthoptera; Acrididae
Product: carbohydrate sulfotransferase 11-like
Exons: 7
Coding region: 1-1296 (431 amino acids)
Biological process (GO): carbohydrate biosynthetic process
Cellular component (GO): membrane
Molecular function (GO): sulfotransferase activity
Source: RefSeq, a predicted model, not a curated record
AUGCCGCGCAUGCGCGCUCACUGGCAGCCGCUGUCGCAGGCGGGCCUGGUGCUGCCGCCGCUGCGCGACGCGGGCGCGCGAUCGACCAGCUGGCAGUCGAUGCGGGGGCGUCCCGGGCGCUGGUGCGCGCUGCUCGCGGCCGCCGCGGCGGCCCUGCUGCUGCUCCAGGCCGCGCUCGUCGACCAGAGGGCCGGCGGCGGCGCAGACACCGCCCUCCGAGACGACGAGCCUCCCUUCGGCGGUCCCCAGCAGAUGUCUGUACUGGUGGGCCCAAGCGUUUCCGCAGCUGUUACAUCGCGAAUUAAAAAGUCAGCGCACAGUGACGAUGCGUUAGAGGAGGCGGAGUGGGGCGGCGCGGCCGGCGGCAGGGCCGAGCUGCCGGCGUGGAUGGCGUCGGUGGCGCAGCGCAUGGAGCGCCGGCGCCGCCACCUGUCCGACGCCUGCUCCGCGCUGGGGCUGGACGCGCCGGGCAACGACUCGCUGCACCGGCCCAACCCCUGGGAGUUCUUCGUCAACCACAAGCACCACCUCGUCUGGUGCAACGUCUUCAAGGCGGCCUCGACGUCGUGGAUGUACAACUUCAACCUGCUGGCGGGCUACAGCCCCAAGUACCUGCAGACGACGAAGGAGGUGCCGCUGAGCCUGGCGCGCCAGCGCUACCCGCGACCGUCGCUCGCCGAGCUGCGCGCCGCCCUCAACAAGUCCGUGUCCUUCCUUAUCGUGCGGCAUCCGCUGCAGCGGCUGCUUUCCGCCUACCGCGACAAGCUAGAGAACGCGUUGCCGCACACGUUCCACCAGAGAAUGGGCGCGCAGAUUGUCCGUAAAUACAGGAAAGGACCUCCAAAGAUUGUUGGUACGCAGAAGAAAACUAACCCAAAGAACCCACGGUGGCCGACAUUUUCAGAAUUUGUGCAGUUUCUUGUGGAUGAAUAUCGGAAAGGAAGUCAGUUCGACAUGCACUGGACUCCUAUAACAGAGUUCUGUACACCAUGCCAAGUGCCAUUUGAUGUCAUUGCAAAAUUUGAAACCCUUGAGGAGGACCAGAACUUCCUCAUUCACCUAGCUAAUCUUCAGGAUGUCAUACAGCCACAAAAGAAAAAUCAAGCAAAAGGACGAACUACUACAGAGGUUGAAGAUGCUUACUUUUCUCAGUUAACAAAAGCACAAAUUCUUCUGCUAUAUAACAUAUACAGGUAUGACUUCACGCUGUUUAAUUACACGCUGGAAGGAUACCUGGAGUUGGCGAUAACAGAGACUCCUGAGGCAACUGUUCUCGAUGUGCACGCCACCGUAUGAAAGUCCAGUCCUGUCUGCUCAGAAGCUAAUACUCCAGCUUCAUAGCCGAGUCUAAGAGACUGUUAUUGCUCAGUUCCAUGAGCAAUAGCUCAUUUUACCAAGAUUUUUAAGAGAUGUAAUUUUUGAGUACCAGUAUUUUAUGCCCUUAAUAGUUGUAAACUAGUUAAAUAUCAAUGAUGGACUGUUGUUAACUAUUAUCAAAACGGGUUACCUACUGAAUAUAAAUAAUUUAUCAACAGUUAUUUAUUGUAAUCUUGUUAAAUGUAAAUAGGUACACAAAAUUUGCUUGUUCCAAAUAAAAUUUAUUAGAUGUU